AUGAGAAAACUUUCAUUAAAGCUCGGAGGCCAAGGCGGAUUAAAGCUGGUCUCCAGAUUAAUGGAUCCAGAAGAAAUCAAAACAUUUCGAAAAAUUGUGCAAGAACUCCCAGCAACAAGUUCUCCAUUACCAGCUGGAGAUUAUAUGUUAGAGAAAGUUAUUCCAAAGCAUGGAACAGAUCUAACAAAGUAUCAACUAGACGAUGAUAUGAGAAAACUUGUAGCCAUGUACACAUCUUUGUUCUUUUCUGUUCAAGGCAAGGUAGAAGAAAUGAAAAAGGUUAUUGAUUUUAUGAGCAAAGCAGUCAUUAUCACUGCUACACAGCAACCUACAUUCGAGAGCUAUGUAUCUAUCGUAAUUAAAAUUUUAGAGAUGAAUAAUGAAGAAAUUAGCCUAUACGCUGUCGAUUUCGUUCAUUUGGCACUUAUUGCAGACACUCUCGCGCCUCUUCUUUUCGGAGGUACGAACAUUUCCAAAAUUUGGUUGAAUACUUUCGUAACAAACAAAAAUACGAACUCGGUUUUUGGCUCAUUAGUCCUAGAAGUUGUCAGCAAUAUCAAAUUUUUGAAUCCAGAAUAUUUCAACGAGCUAAUUAAAGUUUCAUAUGAAUAUAUCACGAAACAAGAUCAAGAAUUUGUAAAUCUUACACAAGCAAUCGAAUUUAUUGCCUAUGUAACAUGCAAUUACGACUGUACAAACUAUUUAGUCCAGAUUAUGCCAAAAAUUUUAGCAUUAUCUCCUAAACUUACAUCAAUGAACUGUUUUGCCAGUUUUCUUAAAGCUCCUGUAUUAAUACCAGCUGUUACAUGGACUCCUUUAUCAGAAAUCUGCGCUUCUAAGGACGCAACAGCUUCAACUCAUAUUUCAGCCCUUCACGCGAUUAUUAAAACAAAAUUAAUACCACCACCUGAUUCAUUUUCAUUCGAAAGCUUUACCAAAUCCAUUAAAGAUUUCUCUCAACAAGAUAUCGAAAAUUUAUUUUCAAUUAUUCAUCAAUGCGAUUACGUUACUAAGUCUAAUUUCAUUGCUGCAUGCUUACCUCUCGAACAAACUUGCUGUAAUGAGGAGUAUCUCUCGCAUUUAGUUACAGAUACUCAAUGGGACCAACAUAUUGGUCUUGUACUCAAUUCUAUCAUCGUAAACGUCGAUACUCAUACUCUUAAGAACUAUCUCGAGACGAAACCUGACUAUUUCGCUAUGUGUAAUGCCGCAUGUAACCAAAUUUACUCGGAUUGUGUUGCUUCUGUGGCCGUUCUAAUGAAAUUCAUCGAACUUACACGUAUAGACUGCGAACUCGUAUCGUCUUUGCUCUCAAAACUCCUUGACCGAGCAAAUGUUGCAAUCACUAUACCACAAGUCGUAUUAGAGCUUACGAAAGAUAUACCAGACUUCACAUUAAACUGUUUCGCGAACGCUGCAAGAAGGAUUCAUCUUUUUAACAAAGAAUUUUUCAAGCAAGAUUAUAUUCCAUGCUUAAAGAACAUUGCAACGACACGAGCAGGUCUUGGACUUAUUUCUGCAUUGGCAAUUGACGGUCCUGUCCAAGAAAUCGAUGAUUUUGUCUCUAAUAAUUGGAAUUUAUUUGAAAAGUGGUCGGAGAAUGACCUCAAAAACCUGAUGUAUGGAGUCCCUCCAGGCUCAGAUACAGUAGGAUUCAUUCGAAUUCCUUCAAUUAUUCCACAUCUCAAAAUAACCGAGGCCAGGAACCCAUUUGAUAAGAUUAUGCUUGCAAGGAACAUGGUAAAUCCAACAAAAGAUGAAAUGAAACUGUUUAUUUCCCAAGGUUUCAAUGGUGAACAAAUGAAACAAAUUAUGCACGACCCAGAAUUACUUUUAAUAGCAACAUCUACGUCAGAACCACAAAAAGGAACAAUUGUGUUCCAUCCUGCAGCUCGAGAUCCGUCUUUGACCACAUUAUGCGCUCCGAUUUUCUCAUUUUGGAUGUUCCCGUACGAAAUAACCAUGAAAACCGUCAUUUUCAGUUACAACAACCUUUUAGUGGAGAUGAAUCCCGAAGGAUUGAUCGUUUUCGGAGGAAAUCCCGUAAAAUACGAUAUGAAGAGAUGGAAUCUAAUAACGAUCAUCAACGAUUCAAAGGCAUUAUCCGUAUAUCUCAAUGGCCAAUUUGCUGGCCAAUCCAAAUCAAUAAUGCCGAAGUAUAUUAUAUUUGGCGGACCAAACACGACUUCUAUCUGGCUUAUGUCGUCAUCGUUAAUAACAGACGAUCUCGGUGUUUCCAAGGAGCAUCACAUGAACAGAAUCCUCGAAGAAGGACCAAAUGUCCAGUAUCUCUCGAACAUGAGAAUUUCUGCAGGCGCGAAGAUCGUAAACUACGAAGGAUUCAUCAGACAUUUCGAUGGCCUCGGCGGACCUCAAUUUAUCUUCAAUGAACUAUUAAAUUGUAAAGAAGACGAAGUUGAGAGAUUCGAGACCGGUCUUAAAGUUGCUUUCAACAUGAUGAAACUCGGCAUCUUCAAGAAGAUCCAUUUCUACAGGUUUAUGAAAUAUUUAUUAUUUAGAAGAGACGAAAUGUACACUCCGAGUGUUGAGAACAUCAUUUUCGAUGGUAUUACAGACAAAGGAGUUGUCGAUAUCGCUUCAGCGUUCUCCAUUUAUACGGAUUACAGAUUAUUAGUUUCUCAGAAGAUCAAUUUCGUAUUUGUACACAGAUUGAUCGAGCAUGUUGACAAUUCUCCUGAAAUGGGAUUAUUCUUGUCGUAUCUUAUUGACAUUUUCUCCUUCUUUUUGUUAUCAAAUGAAGCUCAAGAGCAUUGUUUGAGUUUAAUUGAGAUAUUUGUGCAGAAAUUCCCUAUCCUCCUGCAAAAGAUCGCAUUGGUGAUGAUCUCCAUCCCUCACAUAGAGACAGAUGACGUAACUCCUCUCUACCAAGAAGGUUCACUCGAAAUUCAAAGAAAAUUUUACAAAAUGUUGACAAUGAAAAGUGACACUUUUUAUGAAAUUUUUGGUUCGAAACAGGCAUUUCAAUUAGCCAGUCUGUUAAAUACAGAGCUAUGCUUAUCAUUACUUGAUUUCAUAUCACAGAUAUGCAUUUCUAAGUAUGAUUACUUCAAUUUGGCCGAAUUUAAGAAAUUAAAAUACAUAUUCAGGGAUGAAGCCAAAGAUAAAAGAGUCUGGUUGAUACUAUUCACACUCUUUACACAAAGCAAACAUGAUACAAUCACUGAAUAUAAGAAUGAACAAGUUAGAAGAAUAGAAAUUAUCUCAUUCAUCUUAAAUUCAAUGAGAAACAUCAUCAACAAAGAAAAUGAUGCUCUCUGCACAGAGAUAAUUGAAACAUUCUCUCAAAUUUGUUCGAAUUCUAACUUAACUUUGACUAAUUACGCUAAAAAAGUGUCAGUUUUAGUUUCUCUUGGAUAUAAUGAGAGGGAAUUGACACCUUUGAAGUAUACUUUGAUAAGAAUUGACGAAAACGUCAAAGUAAAGCGUAAAUUGACAUCAAAAAUCAGAGCAUCAUUUGAUAAUUUCGUUGAUGUGAGGAUGUUGCAGUUUAAAGACCAACUGAAGUAUUUCGAUAGGUUCUUAUUUAACGAAACUGUUGAUUACUUAUCCGCGAAACCUUUGAUUGUUGAUAAUUCCAAUUUUGUUGAACCUCCUCAGAAAAAUUUGCCAGAAAAUUUGAAAGAAAUUUUUGACUUGGAGUCAACAUUACAAAUCAGUCGAUUAGCAGCGAAAGUAAUCUUCCAAUCAGCAUUAGCAGGUGAAGAUAAGCUGAAGAAAGCUUUAAUCUGUUUGUUGAUUAACGGUGCUGAUGUUUCACAAGAAAUACAAAUAGAAAUGCAGCACAAAAUAAUUUAUGAAUUUUUGGCAUUGAAUUUACAACAAAUUCCAACCGAUGUCAGAUUUGUUUUUUACCACUUUUUGAUUUGUAGAAUAAUUGAAGGCUGGUGGACAGAUUGCAUUGAUGAAAUAUAUGCUUUGUUGUCUAUACAUAUACAGAAUGAAACAAACAAUGAAAUAAUUGGUGCCUUUGUCGUAACAAUUUUAUCGCAAGCACCAAAUGAUGAAAUGAAAUUGUCAAUUGCUAGAAAAAUGGUAAAUUCUUCAAUGUUUAAGGUUAUUGUAAAUAAUUCAAAGAUUCUUUCGAGUUUCAUUUCGAUCAUUGUCACUCGCGAGAUCUCUGAGAAACAAGAAGCACAAGAUCUUUAUAAAUUAAUCGCUUCACUUUUGUCAGAAAGUGAACUGACCAAUUUAUUUAGUCAAGGAAAAGCAAUUGAAUGGCUUGAUUCUAAACCAACGAUUCCUUUGACAUUCCAAGAUUAUUUCAAAGACAUUUAUGCUGAUGCAACAGCUAAUUCCAUUUAUAUACAAAAGGAAAGACAGUUUGUAACAAAGAAAUCAUCACAAUCAAAACGUUAUUUGUCGAUUUUGUUUAGUACAAAUCAUGUUUGUUUCAUAAGAAGAGCUUUUCGUUUCCAAUUCUUCAUUCAUUACAACUUUUCUUCACAAGCUGUGAAUUACGCGGUAGAUCUGUUGUUUAAGAACGCUAAAUGCCAGGAAUUGGCUCAAAUGAACUACGACAAAUCAAUGUUCUUGCAGGCUCCUUCUCCUUUCGUUCCGCCUCUUAAAUUGAUGCCGUUAAUUAUAAAUUAUGAAGCUCAGUUUACAAAAAGUGCCAGAAAAGUGGCAUCACCAAUGUCAAUUCACAAACAGCCAUUUGUAGCGAAAGCAGACUUUAUUAUGCAGAGUGCCAUGGCAGCGAAAGUAUAUGAUGGCUGGAAUCUUCCAAGUUUUGUUCCAUUUGGAAUUAAUUUGAUGAUAGAAUUGAUGUACAAACCGACAGAAAAAAUUUUCGCAUGUGCAAUGUUGAAUAAUCCUGAGAGUUUGCCAUGUAUCGGUGUCAUUUCUUCUGAGAAUUUGUAUAUUAUUACUAACGCGUCAAUGAGUAACCAAGGCGAAGUAAUAAUGAAUGACAUCGGAGAUCAAAUUUGUCAUUCAAGUUUGAUUGAAAGUUUGCCAUUCGGAAUCAUGGCGAAAACAACCUUGUUUUUCAAUCAUUCUGUGAUCCACAUCAACUACAAGGACAUCUGUUACACAAUACCAAGGAAAUUCAUCCACGAAGACACUGCUCUUGAUAUUUAUACAUAUCAAGGAAAUUCUUUCUCUUUGGUUUUGUCAGAAAAUGUCAGAAGAACAAUUUCUUCAAAAGUGACAUUUGCAAAACAUGAAUCACAACGAGGACCGCUUUGGGCCAUCAAGUUAUUUGCCGAGAAACCACAAACAAUAUCAGAAUUGUGGUCUAAUGGAGAAAUUUCCACUUUUGAUUAUCUUUUGUAUUUGAAUGCUGUUGGAUUACGUUCUUUUAAUGAUUAUUCCCAAUAUCCUGUUUUGCCAUGGGUUAUUUCGGAUUACAAGAAUGAUAAUGGUUACGACAAACUCAGAGAUCUGAAGAAACCAUUGGGAAUGAUUGGCGAACAAAGAGCAGAGAAAUUUAAACAAAUGUACAUAGAAACAGGAGAAAGAUACUUUUAUGGAACUCAUUAUUCAUAUCCUGCAACUGUUUUAUAUUAUAUGAUGAGAUGCGAACCAUAUACUAUUUAUAAUGUUAGUUUGCAUAAUGGUUUCGACCACAAAGACAGAUUAUUCAUCAAUAUAAAUGAAACAUGGAAUUCUGCUUCUGCAGGAAACCAAGCUGAUUUGAAGGAAUUAAUUCCUCAAUUUUUCUGUUGUUUCGAAUAUUUGACUAAUCAAAACAAUUUACCAUUGACGACAAGAACUGAUGGUACAGAUCUUUGCAACGUUGUCCUUCCUAAAUGGGCAUCAUCUCCAUUGGAAUUCAUGGUUAUUUCUCGCAGAGUUUUGGAAUGUCCGAGUGUUCAAAUGAUGUUAAAUGAUUGGAUCGAUUUAAUCUUUGGAUACAAAGAGACAGGACAAGCAGCUAUUGACGCAUGCAAUGUUUUCCAUCCAUUAAGUUACGAGUACCAGCCUCUACAAUUCACAGAUGACCAAAGAGAAAUGAAAGCACAAGUUGAUGCAAUUAAUAAUUUCGGUCAAUGUCCACACCAAGUUUUUGAAGAACCAUCAAUUAAGUUUAAUAGUAAGAAUUUGUCUGAUUUGUCUAAUUCUGAGUUUUCUGUUUUCGGUCUUAAAUCAAUGGACGUUAAAAAUGCAGAAUCGUUAAUUUACUAUGACAUGGAUUUGAUUGCAGCUCCUAAAUUAGAACAUUUCAUGUUUGGAAAUUACAUAAAAAUUCUUGGAAAAUGUUUUGAUUUCAACAAAGAAAUUAUAUUAGAAGAUUCCAAUUUCAACAUACAAUGCUCUAAUAUUUCUAAAGACCAUCUCUUCCUUGUAACAGGAUCAGAAAAUGGUGUCGUAACAACUUAUAUUUUGAGAGAAAAUUCACUCUCAAAAUUGAAUACAACUCCUUUGUUUACAAAAAUCCACUUUUUGACUGUAUCAUCUCACUUAUCCAUUAUUUGUGUUUCUACGAAAGAUUUUGUUAUGACCAUUGAUCUUUCAUCAGGAAUACCAAUGAGAAAAUACAAUAUUUCAGGUGUCAAACAAAUUGUUAUUGAUGAAACAUCAUUUUUGAUUUAUGUUGCAACAGAAAAUUCUGUAAUUGUUUUUACACAGAACUUAGAGAAGUUGAUUGAAUCAGAAACUAAAGGUCUUACAUGCAUCAAUAGUAAUGAUUCUAUAUUAUGGACAUCUACACCAUUCUUUGUCAGUGGACAUGAAAAUGGCGAUGUUUUGAUUUGGAAUUUAGAUUUGAUCAAAAACAAAUUAAUUAGUAAUGUUUUGUUUAAUACUAAUGAAAUUGCUGUUUCUGCAUUGACUGUAUUUGGUAAAGGAAAGUGCUGUGCAGCAGUUAAUGCACAAGGAGGUCUAUUUGCUUGUGUUUCAAAUGAUGUUCAGAAACAACUUUUGAAAUCAAAUCUUUUUGAAUUUUGUCCUUGCUGCAAAUCGAAGUUAAAUGAAUUAACUAUUUGUCCAAAGUGCGGCUUACCUGUUUGCCAGUCUUGCAUCACAGAAAGCGGAUGCGCAAAGUGCGUUGCAAAGCUUUCUAUUGAUGAACAUAUUCAAUCACAAUAA
Messenger RNA from Trichomonas vaginalis G3, 7050 nucleotides. Its product is annotated as aggrephagy protein. The coding region runs from base 1 to 7050 and encodes 2349 amino acids. Gene Ontology annotation, molecular function: protein binding. The record is from RefSeq and is a predicted model, not a curated record. NCBI's taxonomy places the organism in Eukaryota, Parabasalia, Trichomonadida, Trichomonadidae. The transcript has a single exon.